Messenger RNA from Thamnophis sirtalis, 1909 nucleotides. Lineage: Eukaryota; Metazoa; Chordata; Lepidosauria; Squamata; Natricidae. The record is from RefSeq and is a predicted model, not a curated record.
CUUUCAUGACUUCAGAUCUGGCCCACAUUCAUCAAAGCACUCAAGGAAAAAAGCUUUGAAUUCAACAAAAGAUGCCGGCCAAUCAUCUUCUGUGGCUAUGCAGAGCGGUCCUUCCCCAGCUGGUGCGAAGGCUGAGAGUCAGACGAAGUUACCCAAGCCUAAAAUUGAUCUUCGAGCCCUCUUCGAUUACCACUUCACACGGAAGCAGUACCGGUUCCGCGAAAGAUGGAAGCCCACGGAGAGCAAACCAAGGAAGUCUCGCAGAUAUGUCAGAAAAGGGCAGGAAAGGCACAGAAUUCCAGAAGACGAACAGAAGAGGAGAAUGAAAGAUAGAGGAAUUGUAUUUCCUUUCGUGGAGAAAUACUACGGCAAGAAGCAUCUCCCUUUAAAAACGGUGCGAGAAUAUGAGCAUGCAGCGUUGAAGGGGUUUUUCAAAUACAUUGAAAUGUUGAAAUAUGAAGAUCAUUUGAAGAAGUCCUUGACGCGGUUGAAUGCUGUGGGCGAUCUUGAAAAUGAAUGCCUGGAAUCACGGAGGCACAAAUACCUGGAUGACGAUGGACCCAUUUCUCCCAUUGCAGAGACCAGCAACGCGGAUUCUGGUAAUGAAGACAUUGGUGCCAAAAUAGUGGAUAACAGCUGUUUCAUAUUGCGCACUAAAAUUCCCAAGAAAAAGAAGAAAUUGAACUUGAGGAGAAAAUGAGUGGCAUCUUUUUCAGGACAUUUAAAGGGAAUGCCUAGAAGGCAUGCAAAUAAAAAUUUAACAUUCUUGAAGAUCCAAACUCCCUUAAAUAAAGUCUCUUAAAAGCAAGCAAAAUACAAGCCAGCAAAACCACUGAAUGUCCUCCAUGAUGUGCCAUGUAUUUGAAAUAAAGAUUCAAGGACAACUCGAUGAGGCAAAAAUAUGAUUUCGGCUGAUUGUUCUUCGCAAGAAGUUUUUGUGAUUUCGCCAUUCCUGAAAUGCCUCAGAUUGGGAAAUGGAUGCAUUCAGCUUCCCACGUCUACUGUGGUACUUCAGAUUUGCUCAGUUUCUCCUCCCUCCGAUCAAUUUCAUCGUAUUUUCUUGGCCUCCUAAAAAUUUCGACAAAGGGCAACGGCAGCCACCAUCCCUUCCCGCCGUUGAUAUUCAGAAUUUUUCCCAUUUUUAUUAUUCGGCGGCAUAAGUCCACAGCAGCCGCCCACUGUCUACCGCGGAACAUCCCACAGAAAGGCUUGAAGUGCAACCCAGAGGAUUGCCAAUCAGUUGGAAUUCUUUGCCAGCCUUCGAAGGAGCAUUUAAAACCCUGGGAUUCCCUCCAGAGACCCAAGAAAGCAUCGGACAAGGAGAAGAUGAGAACAGAACCCUCCAAGCCGAAGACGAAGCAGCCCUCAAAAAGAGAGUUCCAAAUAAUCAUCAUCCUUCCAGCAGAUAAAGGUUGAACUCAGGGUUAUCAUGGAUACAUUAGAAUAUAUACAAAAAGCAAAAGAAUUAUUAAAAGACCAACCUACACCCAGUGAAUGCGGAUCCCACAGAAAAAAAAACCGAAAUCAUCUGGAUCCAAAGAAAGCUCAGCGACCUCACCAAGAAAGGGCAAAUCGCCAAAGAUGACCAGUGGCCGAUGAAAAGUACUGGACCCGUUCUCCUACAUGCCCCAGAAGUCUGCAGGGCAAGCAGUUGUAUCAUUAUCAGGAACCCCAACAUAACGUCGCUAAAAGGAUUGGCGAAAAGGCUCGGCUAUCUCACAGAGGGAAGCAAAUACUCCAACAACUCCUUACAGUGCCAAGUAAUCCAACACCAAAGCAACUUCAUCCAUAGAUCCAAAAUUAAUCCCAAGAAUUUGUGACUCAUGUCUGUAAAAAUUGGAUUUUCUUGCUGUGCUUUGUAAUUGGCCAUGUAUACCAGCUGGAGGAAGUCUGCAAAAUUCACCUUACG